GAGGAGAAGAAAGUGAAGUUGGCGGUAAUUGAGUUCACUGAUUAUGCUAUUAUUUGGUGGGAUCAAUUAGUGACCAAUAGGAGAAGGAAUUAUGAGAGGCCUAUAGAGACAUGGGGAGAGUUGAAAGCUCUCAUGAGGCGGAGAUUUGUUCCUAGCCAUUACUAUAGAGACCUUUUUCAGAAAUUACAAAAUCUUACACAGGGGUCUAGGAGUGUGGAGGAUUACCAUAAGGAGAUGGAGGUGGCGAUGAUUCGGGCUAAUGUAGAGGAGGACCGAGAGGCCACCAUGGCUAGAUUUUUGAGUGGGUUGAAUAGGGACAUAGCCAAUGUAAUUGAAUUGCAGCAUUAUGUGGAGAUAGAGGACAUGGUGCACAUGGCUAUGAAGGUGGAGAGGCAAUUAAAGAGAAAAGGGACAGCAAGGUACACUACGGUUUCUAGCACUACUUGGAAAUCAAAAUGGGAUAGGAAUGAUCCAGCUGAAGCAAAGAGAAAGACCGAACCACCUAAGGGAAAAGAUGAGGGAACUAGCAACAAACCCAAGGUAGAAUCCCAACCUUCACGGAAUAGAGAUAUCAAAUGUUUUAAGUGUUUGGGUUCAGGGCACAUUGCUUCUCAAUGUCCAAAUAGGAGGGUGAUGAUUAUGCGUGACAAUGGGGAGGUGAUGACUGAGAGUGAAGAUGAUAGUGAUGAGGUGCCCGAGUUGGAUGAUGCUAGUGAUGAUGAUGGAGUGGUAUACCCUGUGACAGGUGAGUCUCUUGUUGCCAGGCGUGCUCUUAAUGCACACAUUAAGGUGGAUGAUGCAGAGCAACAGAGAGAGAACAUUUUCCAUACUAGAUGCCAUGUCAACAAUAAGGUAUGUAGUAUGAUCAUUGAUGGAGGGAGUUGUACUAAUGUGGCUAGCACUACUUUGGUUGAGAAAUUGAAUUUACCAACCUUAAAACACUCUAGACCAUACAAAUUGCAGUGGUUGAAUGAUUGUGGAGAGGUUAGGGUGGAUAAACAAGUGUUAGUUACUUUUUCUAUUGGGAAGUAUCAAGAUGAGGUGCUUUGUGAUGUUGUGCCUAUGCAUGCGGGCCAUAUUUUGUUGGGGAGGCCGUGGCAGUAUGAUAGGAGAGAGUUUGAGGAUGUAUUCCCGGAGGAGAUGCCGAAUGAGUUGCCACCCAUUAGAGGCAUUGAGCACCAGAUUGAUUUUGUGCCCGGGGCUGCUAUUCCAAACCGACCAGCCUAUAGGAGUAAUCCAGAGGAGACAAAGGAGCUUCAGAGGCAAGUUGAGGAUUUGAUGAGCAAGGGGUACGUGAGGGAGAGCAUGAGCCCUUGUGCAGUACCAGUGCUACUAGUGCCAAAGAAGGAUGGGACGUGGAGGUACGUUGUUAGUACAAAGGGUAUUGAGGUGGAUGAAGAGAAAGUCAAGGCCAUCAAGGAGUGGCCAACGCCAAAAAGCAUCACUGAGGUAAGAAGCUUUCAUGGGCUAGCUAGCUUUUAUCGGCGUUUUGUUAAAGACUUCAGCACCAUUGCUGCACCACUCACUGAGGUAAUUAAAAAGAAUGUUGGGUUUCAUUGGGGGGCUAAUCAAGAGAAUGCUUUUGCCACUAUUAAAGAAAGGUUGUGCUCUGCACCUGUGUUAGCAUUACCUGAUUUUAACAAAGCUUUUGAGAUUGAAUGUGAUGCCUCAGGAAUAGGGAUUGGAGCCGUUUUGAUGCAGGAUAGGCGGCCCAUAGCCUUCUUCAGUGAAAAGUUAAGUGGGGCAUCCCUGAAGUACCCUACUUAUGACAAAGAGCUUUAUGCUCUUGUUCGUGCAUUAGAGACUUGGCAGCACUACCUAUGGCCAAGGGAAUUUGUGAUCCACACCGAUCAUGAAUCAUUGAAGCAUCUCAAGGGUCAAGGUAAGUUGAAUAAAAGGCAUGCUAGAUGGAUGGAAUACAUUGAGACCUUUCCCUAUGUCAUCCGUUACAAGCAAGGUAAGGAGAACAUUGUUGCUGAUGCUCUAUCCCGGAGGUAUCAUGAUGGUUAUUUGUUUAAAGAAAGCAAACUUUGUCUGCCAAAUUGUUCUAUGCGUGAGUUAUUGGUGCGUGAGGCACAUGGUGGGGGGUUAAUGGGACACUUUGGUGUCAAGAAAACUUUAGACAUUUUGCAUGAACAUUUCUUUUGGCCUAAGAUGAAGAGAGAUGUUAACCGUAUUUGUGGAAGAUGCAUUACAUGUAGAAAGGCCAAAUCUAAGGUUUUGCCACAUGGGUUGUAUACACCCUUACCCGUUCCUAGUGAGCCAUGGGUCGACAUAUCUAUGGACUUUGUUUUGGGGCUGCCUAGGACCAAAAGGGGUAGAGAUUCUAUUUUUGUUGUUGUUGAUAGAUUCAGUAAGAUGGCACAUUUCAUUCCAUGCCAUAAAACAGAUGAUGCAACAAAUAUAGCUGACUUGUUUUUCAGGGAGAUAGUGCGACUCCAUGGUGUACCUAGGAGUAUUGUUUCUGAUAGGGAUGUUAAAUUCCUUAGCUACUUUUGGAAGGUGUUGUGGGGGAAAUUGGGUACUAAGCUCUUAUUUUCCACUACUUGUCAUCCACAGACUGAUGGUCAGACUGAAGUAGUUAAUAGGACUUUAACUCAGCUUUUACGCACUGUUGUUCAUAAGAAUUUAAAAACUUGGGAGGAUUGUUUGCCAUUUAUAGAGUUUGCAUAUAAUAGGACGAUGCAUACUACUACUUCAUACUCUCCUUUUGAAAUUGUUUAUGGAUUUAAUCCACUUACUCCUUUGGAUUUGAUGCCUUUACCUGUUGAUGACAGGAAUUGGGUUUGGGUUCACAUGCGCAAAGAAAGAUUCCCAGCCCAUAGAAGGACUAAGUUGCAUCCUCGAGGAGAUGGACCUUUCCAAAUUCUUGAGAAAAUUAAUGACAAUGCAUAUAAAGUGGAUCUUCCAGGUGAGUAUAAAGUUUCUGCAACUUUCAAUGUUUCUGAUCUUUCUCCUUUUGAUGUAGGUGAAGAUUCGAGGUCGAAUCCUUUUGAGGAGAGGGGGAAUGAUAGGAACCAAGGUGGGCCUACUCUUAAAGAUCCUUUGCAAGUUCCAGAUGGGCCAAUUACAAGAUCAAGGGCCAAGAAGAUCAAGGAAGCAAUGCAAGGAUUGCUAUUUGAAAUGGAGGACCCCGAAGAUACGAGCCGGGAUAAUGUGCUUUGGGGCGAUGCCAUGGAGGAGAUAUUCAUCGACAUGCUCUACCAGGAUGCGCUUCAAGGUAGAUUAAAGGGCGAAAAGAUAACGUUUAGAGAGCAUGGAGUUUAUGCACAGCGACUCACUGCUGUUGGGAAGAAAGUGUUUGACGGGAACCAGGUUCGUGGAAAAUUGACGAGGUUGAAGGGGAUGCAGCGCUUGUUUACCGAUUUGUUGAGCCAAACUGGUAUGGGUUGGGAUCCCGACACAAAGACAGUUGUCGCGAGUGACGAGUGCUGGGAGAAUGCCAUUAGGGUUAAAUCGAAAUGGGGGAGGUUUCGUACUUUUGGCUGCCCAAAGUACGAGGAGCUGUGCACCAUAUUUGGCGCGUCCGUUGCAUACGGGACUAUGCAACACGCAUCAACACAGCUACCCGCAGAUAGCGACGACGAGCGGCGCCUGGAUGAGGAGAUGCGAGCUCGACGCCCUCCCGCACUAGGUCAUCGACAGGACUUGCCCAUUGGCAAUGAUGACUUUAUUGACUUGAUGGGGAUCGGGUCACCUGCAGAGGAUGCCGUGACUGGGUCAUCACGCAGGCCGAAGCCAAGAAAGAAGAGCGAUUUUGAGGUGCAGCUUUCUGAGGCCGUCGAGGAGGUUAAACUGACGCAGAGAGCGAGGCGUAAACGAUAUGAGGAUGCAGAAGCUGUGGCAUCAUCGAAGCGCAGCAAAGAGACAGAGCCUAGUGAUGGGACCAAUGCGGGGUAUGAUCCGAUUAGUCAUUGUGCGACGUUGCUCAGCGAGCUUUCCCCUCCGUUGGAGCCAUCCCAACUUGUUCGCGCAAUCGAGAGAUUACUGAACCCAGAGAUGCGACUGUUUUUCUUGUCCUUGGAUGCUGCAAGGAGGGACGAUUGGGCCCGUAAUUGUUAA
Juglans regia (Persian walnut) is the source of this 4062-nucleotide messenger RNA. RefSeq lists its product as uncharacterized. The annotation marks the transcript as partial. Gene Ontology annotation, molecular function: zinc ion binding; nucleic acid binding. The transcript is spliced from 7 exons. The record is from RefSeq and is a predicted model, not a curated record. Gene Ontology annotation, biological process: DNA integration. Lineage: Eukaryota; Viridiplantae; Streptophyta; Magnoliopsida; Fagales; Juglandaceae.